Carica papaya (papaya) is the source of this 594-nucleotide messenger RNA. Its product is annotated as large ribosomal subunit protein uL29-like. Gene Ontology annotation, molecular function: mRNA binding; structural constituent of ribosome. Gene Ontology annotation, cellular component: cytosolic large ribosomal subunit; ribosome. Lineage: Eukaryota; Viridiplantae; Streptophyta; Magnoliopsida; Brassicales; Caricaceae. The record is from RefSeq and is a predicted model, not a curated record. Gene Ontology annotation, biological process: translation; maturation of LSU-rRNA from tricistronic rRNA transcript (SSU-rRNA, 5.8S rRNA, LSU-rRNA).
GUGAAACCCUAAUUCUUUCCUCAUUUUUAAGGGUUUGUGAAGCAGAUAUCGGAACCGGCAGUCGACAAUGGCGAGGAUCAAGGUUCACGAGCUUAGGCAGAAGUCGAAAGCCGAUCUGUUGAACCAGCUGAAGGAUCUGAAGGCCGAGCUCGCGCUCCUGCGCGUCGCGAAGGUCACAGGGGGCGCUCCUAAUAAGCUAUCCAAGAUCAAGGUAGUGAGGCUGUCGAUUGCCCAGGUGUUGACUGUGAUUUCUCAGAAGCAGAAGGCUGCACUGAGGGAGGCAUACAAGAAGAAGAAGUACUUGCCACUUGAUCUGCGCCCCAAGAAGACAAGAGCCAUUAGGAGAAGGCUAACCAAGCACCAGGCAUCAUUGAAGACAGUACGUGAGACGAAGAAGGAAAUAUAUUUUCCCAUGAGGAAGUAUGCCAUUAAGGUGUAGGGUAGAUCUGUCGGAUAUGAUGUUUUGUAGGACCUCGCAAAUUAUAAACCUAUUUGAUCCGCAAAUUUUGAGUAUUUGUCUUUCUGAAUGUUGAGUUUGAGCUAGUUUGUAAUGGUUUUCCCAUAUUAAUUGAAGGUGCUUAGUUUUUUGAUGAA